AGUCGCAUCCGAACUCCUCCCCCGCCCCCUUUCUCUCUCUCACUCGCUCUCUCUCUCUUUCUCCGGUUUGCGCUCCUCCAGCAAGAAGUGCUUCCUCGCCGGGGCAUGGCAGGUGCGGCUGCCUGCUCAGAGUGCGCGCUGAGCGGCGUGUUGGGCUCGGGAUGACCGGCGUAUGCUGAUCCAGCUGGAGGUCAGCGUUUGGAGGUCCGGUGCUUGUGUUCUGAUCUUUUUGCCUACGGAACCGCCUCCCUCAAGCGGAUUUACACCGGACUCGCUUCUUGAGCAGGAUUUAAAAGAAGAUUUUUAUUUUUUUUUGGUAGCUUUUUUGGAGAUAUAGAGGAUUGCUUUGGACGUGCCUCUUGCCAUCCGCAGUGCGGCUGCAUGCGAAGUGACAUCUGCAGGUGGAGGCCUGGAAGAUAAUGCCCUCCGUCUCCAGAGAGGCUUGAUCUUGUGGACUGUACCUCCUCGUAUCCGCUCAUCACCGCAGCUAUGGCGUCCCACGCCAGGACACAGACCUGUUUUUUUUUAUGCUGCUUCCUAUCCACCUCGGCGCCCCUCGUGGCGCCAAAAACGAUGCCCCGAGCGCCGCAGGGUCACGUAUCCGGCUCCCAAGUCAUCACGGCGUCCAUCGAGGAGGAGGAAUAUGCGUCGUUUCGCGCCGAGAACCCCGAGUGGACAUUUAACCAUUUGGCGGUGGACUAUCGCAACGGCAAUGUUUACCUGGGAGCCGUUAAUCGAAUCUAUAAACUGUCGCCGGGCUUGGAGGUGCAGGUUUCGCACCAAACCGGCCCGGAUGAGGACAACCGAAAGUGCUACCCGCCCCGCAUCGUCCAGCCUUGCAGUGAGCCGCUCACGCUCACCAACAACGUCAACAAGAUGCUGCUGAUGGACUACCGGGAAAACCGGCUGCUAGCUUGCGGAAGCCUCUACCAGGGCAUUUGUAAACUCCUACGCCUGGAUGAUCUCUUCAAGCUUGGAGAACCCUUCCACAAGAAGGAACACUACCUCUCUGGCGUCAAUGAGAGCGGUUCCGUGUUUGGCGUCAUCGUAUCUUACGGUAACGCGUCCCCGGAUAUGCUCUUUGUAGCCACGGCGGUGGACGGCAAGCCGGAAUACUUCCCCACCAUCUCCAGUCGAAAAUUGGCCAGGAAUUCUGAGGAGGAUGGGAUGUUCGCUUACGUCUUCCAUGAUGAGUUUGUGGCCUCCAUGAUUAAGAUCCCGUCAGACACGUUCACCGUCAUACCAGACUUUGACAUCUAUUACAUUUACGGCUUUGCCAGCGGCAACUUUGUUUACUUCCUGACGUUGCAGCCUGAAAUGGGGGGCGGCCCCACUACCGGGUCCUCGUCGGCAGGUAGAGAGCAGGUCUACACUUCCAAGAUAGUCCGCCUCUGUAAAGCAGACACCGCUUUUAACUCCUAUGUGGAGGUGCCCAUCGGGUGCGUCAGCGGCAACGUGGAGUAUCGACUCCUGGAGGCGGCGUACCUAUCCAAAGCCGGCGCCAACUUGGCACGGUCGCUGGACGUUGCGCCGGACGACGACGUCCUGUUUGCCGUGUUCUCCAAGGGACAGAAGAGGCGUCCUCGGCAGGAAUCCCAGGACUCUGCAUUGUGCGUGUUUUCCCUGCGGAAGAUCAACGAGAAGAUCAAGGACAGGCUGCAGUCCUGCUACAAGGGCGAGGGCACCUUGGACCUGGCUUGGCUCAAGGUCAAAGACAUUCCCUGCAGCAGCGCGCUCCUGACCAUCGACGACGACUUCUGCGGCCUGGACAUGAACGCGCCGCUGGGCGUGUCCGAGAUGGUGCGCGGAAGGCCGCUGUUCACGGACGCCAACGAUAAAAUGACCUCGGUGGUGGCCUAUGUCUACAAGAACCACUCGCUGGUCUUCGCGGGCACCAAGAGCGGAUGCGUGAAGAAGAUACGAGUGGACGGCUCCUCGAGGGCGCUGCAGUACGAGACGGUACAGGUGGUGGAAAGCGGACCCAUCCUGCGCGAUAUGGCCUUCUCUUCCGACCACCACUACCUCUACGUCAUGUCUGAGACCCAGCUUUCGAGGAUGCCGGUGGAAGCCUGUGGUCAGUACUCCAGCUGCAGCGAAUGCCUGGGCUCAGGAGACCCUCACUGCGGCUGGUGUGUCCUGCACAACACGUGCACCCGAAAGGAGAAAUGCGAGCGUUCGUCGGAGCCUCGCCGCUUUGCAUCUGACAUCAGGCAGUGUGUGCGUCUCAGCGUGCACCCCAACAACAUCUCCGUGUCCCAGUUCAGUGUGACGCUGGUCCUGGAAGCCCACAAUGUGCCAGAAUUAUCCGCGGGGGUCAACUGCACCUUCCAGGACCUGGCGGAGAUGAGCGGCCUGGUGGAGGGGAACCGUAUCAGAUGCUCCUCUCCCGCCGAGAAGGAGAUGCCUCGUGUUAUCGUCAAUAAAGGCGACCACCAGAUCGUGCAGCUCUAUCUCAAAUCCAAGGAGACCGGCUUGGCAUUUGCCAACACCAGUUUCGUGUUCUACAACUGCAGCGUCCACAAGUCGUGCUUGUCCUGUGUUAGCAGUCCAUACCAGUGCCAUUGGUGCAAAUACAGACACGACUGCACCCACGACCCCAGGACUUGCUCCUUCCAGGAGGGACGAGUCAAGAAAGCAGAGGAGUGUCCCCAGCUGCUGCCGGCAGACCGCAUCCUGGUCCCAGUCAACGUGGUGAAGCCCAUCACCCUGCGGGCCAAGAACCUUCCUCAGCCUCAGUCGGGCCAACGUGGCUACGAGUGCCUGCUGACCAUCCAGGGCAACGAGCACCGCGUCCCCGCCCUGCGCUUCAACAGCUCCUCGGUUCAGUGUCAGAACACAUCGUACUUCUACGACGGGAUGGAGAUGAGCAGCCUUCCCGUGGAGCUGACCGUCAUCUGGAACGGAGACUUCAGCAUCGACAACCCCGCCUACAACAAAGUCCACCUGUACAAGUGCGACGCCCAACGUGGGAGCUGCGGCUUGUGCCUGAAGGCCGACCCGCUGUUUGGAUGCGUGUGGUGCAAAGGAGAGAACCGCUGCACCCUCAAGCAACACUGCCCCCACCCCGAGAACCAAUGGCUGGAGCACAACGGCAUCAACAGCAAGUGCACGCACCCGCGAAUCACACAGAUUACCCCCCUGCGGGGUCCCAGAGAAGGCGGGACGCUGGUGACCAUCCGCGGUGAGAACCUGGGGCUGGAAUUCCGUGAGAUCCAGGGUAACGUAAAGGUGGCGGAAGUGGAGUGCACACCCAUCCGAGACGGCUACAUCCCGGCGGAACAGAUCGUGUGCGAGAUGGGCCGAGCGGAGAAGAGUCAGUACACGGGAAACGUGCAGGUGUGCGUAGGCGUGGGCGAAUGCCGACCGGAAUUCACGGCCAAAUCCUCCAAGUACUACUACUUUGUGAUUCCGAGGAUACACAGCAUCAAACCCGGGAGAGGACCCGUAUCCGGGGGCUCGGUGGUCAGCAUCACAGGCAGUCACCUGGACGCCGGCAGCAACGUGUCAAUCAUGUUCAAGGACCAACCCUGCACCUUUCUAAAACGCGAUGGCCUGUGGUUAACGUGCCGCACCCACGCGUCCCUGCACGGCUACGGCAACGUGUCCGUGUCGGUGAGCAUCGACAGAGCCCAGCUCCAGAAAGACCUUCGCUUCGAGUACGUGGAAGACCCCACCAUCACUAAGAUAGAACCCGAGUGGAGCAUCUACAGCGGACACACUCCGGUAACGGUGACGGGCACAAACCUGGACAUCAUCCAGACGCCGCUCAUCAGAGCCAAAUAUAACAACCAUGAGACACUCAAUUUGUGUGAGGUUGUGAGCCCGACGUCCAUGCAGUGCCAGGCCCCAGAGCUCCCCAUCAGCCUGGCCCACCAACAGGAAGUGCCCGAGAGGCCCGACGAGUUCGGCUUCAAGCUGGAUGACGUGCAGGCCGUCAUGGCGCUCAACAACACCAACUUCCUGUACUACCCCAACCCUGAGUUUGAGCUUCUGAGCGCAUCCGGCGUGCUGGAGCUUAAACCCGGAUCUCCCAUCAUACUGAAGGGACGGAACUUCCUACCGCCGACCAACAGCGGCAACGGGAAGAUGAACUACACGGUUCUUAUCGGGGAGAAGCCCUGCAUGCUGACCGUGUCUGAGACCCAACUGCUGUGCGAGUCACCCAACCUGACGGGCCGCCACAAGGUUCUGGCUCGCGUGGGCGGGAUCGAGUUCUCCCCCGGCGUGGUCCACAUCACGUCGGACAGCCCGCUAAGCAGCACGGCCAUCAUCGGCAUCGCGGCGGCCGGCGCCCUGCUCCUCUUAGCCAUCGUCUUGGUGCUCAUCGCUUACAAACGCAAGUCCCGCGAGAGCGACCUGACGCUGAAGAGGCUCCAGAUGCAGAUGGACAACCUGGAGUCGCGGGUGGCUCUGGAGUGCAAGGAAGCUUUCGCAGAGCUACAGACAGACAUCCAUGAGCUGACCAGCGACUUAGACGGUGCCGGAAUCCCCUUCCUGGACUACAGAACCUACACCAUGAGGGUCCUAUUCCCUGGGAUUGAGGAGCAUCCUGUUCUCAGAGACUUGGAGGUGCCGGGCUACCGUCAGGAUCAGGUGGAGAAGGGUCUGAAGCUCUUUGGUCAGCUGAUCAACAACAAGGUCUACCUGCUGUGCUUCAUCCGCACGCUGGAAGCCCAGCGAGGCUUCUCCAUGCGCGACCGCGGCAACGUGGCCUCGCUAAUCAUGACCGUGCUGCAGAGCAAGCUGGAGUACGCCACCGACGUCCUCAAGCACCUGCUGUCUGACCUCAUCGACCGCAACCUGGAGAGCAAGAACCAUCCCAAGCUGCUGCUGCGCAGGACCGAGUCCGUGGCGGAGAAAAUGCUGACCAACUGGUUCACCUUUCUGCUCUACAAGUUUCUCAAGGAGUGCGCCGGCGAGCCGCUCUUCUCGCUCUUCUGCGCCAUCAAACAGCAGAUGGAGAAAGGCCCCAUUGACUCCAUCACGGGGGAGGCGCGCUACUCGCUCAGCGAGGACAAGCUCAUCAGACAGCAGAUCGACUACAAGACGCUGGUGGUGAACUGCAUCCAUCCUGAGAACGAGAAGAGUCCAGAGAUCCAAGUGAAGGUGCUCAACUGCGACACCAUCAGCCAGGUGAAGGAGAAGAUCCUGGACGCCAUCUACAAGAACGUACCGCACUCGCACCGCCUCAAGGCCUCCGACAUGGACCUGGAGUGGCGUCAAGGUCGGGGGCAGCGCGUGAUCUUGCAAGAUGAGGACGUCACCACCAAAAUCGAAGGCGACUGGAAGAGGUUAAACAUGCUGGCCCACUAUCAGGUGCCCGACAACGCAGUGAUGGCGCUGGUCCCCAAGCAAGUUACGGCCUACAACUCCGUCAACAACUCCACCGUGUCCCGAACCUCCGCCAGCAAAUACGAGAACAUGAUCAAGUACACGGGAAGCCCGGACAGCCUGCGUUCGCGGACGCCCAUGAUCACGCCCGACUUGGAGAGCGGCGUCAAGGUGUGGCACCUGGUCAAGAACCACGAGCACGGCGACCAGAAGGAGGGCGACCGCGGCAGCAAGAUGGUGUCCGAGAUCUACCUGACCAGACUUCUGGCCACCAAGGGUACGCUGCAGAAGUUUGUGGACGACCUCUUCGAGACCAUCUUCAGCACGGCGCAUAGGGGCAGCGCCCUCCCGCUCGCCAUCAAGUACAUGUUCGACUUCCUGGAUGAGCAGGCCGACAAACACAGCAUCCACGACCCGCACGUGCGACACACGUGGAAGAGCAACUGCCUACCUCUGCGUUUCUGGGUGAACGUGAUCAAGAACCCUCAGUUCGUCUUCGACAUCCACAAGAGCAGCAUCACCGACGCUUGCCUGUCCGUGGUGGCCCAGACCUUCAUGGACUCCUGCUCCACCUCGGAGCACCGCCUUGGGAAGGACUCGCCCUCCAACAAGCUGCUGUACGCCAAGGACAUCCCCAGCUACAAGAACUGGGUGGAGAGGUACUACUCUGACAUCAGCAAGAUGCCGGCCAUCAGCGACCAGGACAUGAACGCCUACUUGGCCGAGCAGUCGCGCAUGCACAUGAACGAGUUCAACAGCAUGAGCUCCCUGAGCGAGAUCUACUCCUACGUGGGGAAAUACACCGAGGAGAUUGUUUGUGCACUGGAGCAGGACGACGCCGCCAGGAAACAACGGCUGGCCUUCAAGCUGGAGCAGGUGGUGGCCUUCAUGACGCUGGAGAGCUGAGGACCGCACUUCCCAGGGUGAGCUGGGAAGACGACCAGGAAGAAGACGACGAAGACUCCGCCUCCGCCUCCCCAUCCCAUCCCUGCUCCGUACACUUGUCCGAAAACCGAGCCGUGCCUGAGCGUAAACCUGUUUUGUUUUUUUUUUCUGCUUCCAUAAUUGUCCCCCCCCCCCCCUCGCUCCCUGCUGCACCCUACUGGAGACAUUUUUUUUACGUUGCCUUGGAGGAUUUACACCCGUGGCAUGCAAGCCAAACGAGGAGGUUACACUGAGCAUACACCCGGGCCUAGCGACCUCCCUGAUCCCUUCCUUACUUGUAGCUGGACUUGCAUCGAAGACCAAGGGUGCGUUCACGUACGUCGGUUAAAAGGAACUAUUCUAAACACAAAAUGAAAAUAAUACCAAACUAUUUGUUUAUGUAUUUAACUGUUCAUUACAUUGACUGGGUAGGGCAGGGGUGUCCUAAGUGCGGUCCAGGGGCCAUUUUACAUAAUUUUUUUUUUAAUUGGCAUAUUUGGUAUAUUCCGAAAAUAGCAUUUAUGAAGAAAACUAAACAAAUGGAAAAAUCAGCAAGUUUACAGGAAUCAUUUUUGUAGCAUAAAAUUGAAGUAUUACAAAGUUGGAAUAUGAGAAACAAAAACAAGAAAAUAUAGAAUAACAUCAUAAUAUUAUGAGAAGAAAGUUGACAUACUGUAGUUGGAAAAUUUACAAAAAAACAGCUAAAAUAGAAAAAGAUGUCAUUUUACAAAAAAAAGGAUGAAAAAUGUAAGGAAUUUUUUUUGCACAAAGUGGAACUAUUGAAGAAAAAAUGAUAUUAUGAGUACUAAUAGCAUGCUGGUUCAGCUAUAUGACAACGCUGGUGAAGAUGGUGAUGAUAACUACAUGUGUUUAAUUUGCUUGAAAGGAUUAAUUCACUGUAGUUAAUUAGUUAAUUUCAGACCAUUUGAAACAAUUCACAAACCAAAAGAGACGGGUUAACUGUAGCUAAGUAUACAUUUUAGGUCAUUUUAGACAACUCACAAAGAAGAUAGAUUAGUUAAUUGUAGUUAAUUCAUUGAUAGAACAUUUCAAACAACAACAAAAAACGAAUCAAUUAGUUAAUUGUAGUUAAUUAGUUAAUUUUAGAUCAUUUUCAACAACUCACAAACAAAAGAGAUGAGUUAACUGUAGCAAACUCUACAUUUUAGACAACUCAAACAAGGUAGAUUAAUUAUUUAAUUAUUAGAUUAAUUAGAUUAAUUAUUUUUGCUUCACAAAAUAUCAAAUUUCAUACUUUCAUUGUUUUACUGUUGGAAAAACUCGCAGGAAAAACACAAGGGCACCCCUGGGUUAGGGGUAGCAUGCCAUUAAACGGAUAAAAAGUCGAUAUCGAUGAAGUUAAUUCGACACUGCAUUAACCCAACCAAACGUGAACGCACCCUUAAAGAGGUAAGGGCUCAGGAGGGACAAACCGCCCAGCACCCCUUUUCUGAUUAGCAUUAGCAUCCCUGCUUCCGUUUGGCUUACAUGGCUCGCGUAAAGACACAAAAAACCCAACGAAAAAAAAAAGAUGGACCCCCCCUCUCCCCCCUUGCCGCCCCUUGUAGAAGCACACUGUGGAACAACCUGCACAGACGCGCACAACAAGAAGGGAAAACAAAAAAAACAAAACAAA
Messenger RNA from Doryrhamphus excisus (bluestripe pipefish), 7891 nucleotides. It is a transcript of the gene plxna4, whose product is annotated as plexin A4. The record is from RefSeq and is a predicted model, not a curated record. Gene Ontology annotation, molecular function: protein binding; semaphorin receptor activity. Gene Ontology annotation, biological process: semaphorin-plexin signaling pathway; regulation of cell migration. Lineage: Eukaryota; Metazoa; Chordata; Actinopteri; Syngnathiformes; Syngnathidae. Gene Ontology annotation, cellular component: plasma membrane; semaphorin receptor complex.